AUGUUAGAUGAUAUGAAAGAAAUUGAAAAUUUUGAUGAUUUUGUAUUGAAAUAUGGAAUACAAUUUAAACCAUGGUUACGAACUAAUUUUGUAAAAGAAUAUUUUUUAUCUAAAAGAUUAUUUCCACAAAAUAAAUCGACAUUUUGGAGUAAAAAAAAUAUUUUGAGUAAAAAAGGUCGGGUAUUAUUAAUGAAUGAAUUAAAUCAACAAUUUAUUAAAUGGGAAACAUUUUUACAAUUAACUUCUGAAGAUGAAGUUCCUGUUGUAAAAUUUGAUCCAGAUGGGAUUAAUGUUGCUACGAUGCGAUAUGGAAGAAAAUUUAUAAAUACACAACAUAAAGAAGCAUUAUAUCGAAUAUUUCAAUAUCCAAAUGGUUAUAUAAUUAAAUUUGAAGGAAAUUAUGAACGAGAUGGUUUAAUAAGAAGAAUAUUUAUUGAUGAUAGUUUAUCAAAAGAAGAAUUAGAAAAAUGGAAAAACAAGUUUAAUGAGUAUGAAUUUGAUGUUAGAUUUGCUGAUAAUGUUAAAGAAGAAGAUAUUAAAAAAUAUGAAAUUGAUCAAGGAAAAAUAUUUAAAGAAAGAGAUAAUUUUUAUUAUCGACAAAAUAUAGAUUAUGAAAAUAAAGAUGAAGAUAUAUAA
This is a messenger RNA of Funneliformis geosporum, 636 nucleotides long. The record is from the annotation of a GenBank genome assembly. Lineage: Eukaryota; Fungi; Glomeromycota; Glomeromycetes; Glomerales; Glomeraceae.